AUGUCUGAAGAGGAAAAGAAGGUGUACCUGGAGGAUUGGAGGAGUGCUAAAGAAUGGGGAGGGUUUCUCUAUAGUAUAGAAAGAUGGGAACGGAUAGCUGAGGUGGAGAAGAUAGUGUGCAAUGCAUGCAAGGAGAUCUGUCUUGGGCUGAGGGAGGAGGAGCUUCUGGGAUUGCUAGCCGAGGGAGGUAUGAAGAAGACUUUGAAAGAGGAAUUCAGCGAAGAUAAGGCCAAAGAUGCAAGAUAUCUAGAAUAUAUUGUUGUUGAUGACGUGCUGUUGCUGGAUGCACACAGAGAAUAUGGAGGAGAGGUCACCAAAGAGUUGGUUAGGCAGAUGCUGCUGGGGAAGGAGGGAAAGGAUAUAGACAAAAGAUAUGUAGACAGGGUUGCAGGUGUAGUCAGAGAAAGACAGAGGAAAAGAGAAGAGGAAACGGAAAGGAGUGUGAAAGAGCUGGUGGGGGACGAGGAGAAGGCGAAGAGUAAGGAGGAGAAGGCGAAGAGUAAGGAGGAGAAGGCGAAGAGUAAGAGGGGGAGGAAGGGGAAGAGUGCUUCUGCACCCUCGGAACAAGAGGAGGAGAAGAAGGAGAGCGAGGUAGAGGAGGCUGAGCAGGGCGGGGAAGUAGAGGCGCUGCCGGUGGAGGUUGGAGGUGCACGCAGCAAGGGGGGCAAGAAGAAGAGCAAGGGUGGUCGGAAGUGUUUCAAGAUCCACAGAAGGGUUCUUCGGUGGACGAAGAGCCCUGAGAAGAUCAAGGAGGAGUGGGACAAGGGAAGUGAGGAGAGGUGGAAGGGAAGGUCUCUUGAAGAGAUCAAGGAGCAGAAAAUAGUGCAUGAUAUAACGGGUGUGCUGGAACUUCUCAGGAGUGAAGAUGCAGACAGAUUCUUCAUGGAUGCAGGAAAGUACAGGAAGGGCGGGAGUGAGAGGCAGAGGAUGGUGGCGAUUGGAGCUCUUGAGACUGGGGGACAGAGGAUGACAGGAGUGGUGGAGGUUGGGACGUUCAAGGAUGGGGAUGGAUGUCCGGUUGUGUACCACCUGAGGUUCAAGCCAACCAGUAUAGGGUCGAUAGGAGAUGUUAUAAACCCAGGGGUUGUUGAAGCAAGUGAUGUAGGCAGGGUAGACGAGGGUGAAGAAUGUGAGGAUGCGGACAAGUUUGUGUAUCCAAAAGGAGUAAGGUUUGAAACGGUGAAGGAGACAGGAUCAUUUCAGAUAGUGUGGAAGAAUCCUUCGGAUACCUCUGAGGUUCUCCGUCGUCUUAUUGUUUAUUGCAGGCCAUGUGUGAUCUGA
Encephalitozoon cuniculi GB-M1 is the source of this 1281-nucleotide messenger RNA. RefSeq lists its product as uncharacterized. Lineage: Eukaryota; Fungi; Microsporidia; Unikaryonidae. The transcript has a single exon. The record is from RefSeq and is marked provisional. The coding region runs from base 1 to 1281 and encodes 426 amino acids.